This is a messenger RNA of Paraphaeosphaeria sporulosa, 641 nucleotides long. RefSeq lists its product as uncharacterized. NCBI's taxonomy places the organism in Eukaryota, Fungi, Ascomycota, Dothideomycetes, Pleosporales, Didymosphaeriaceae. The transcript is spliced from 2 exons. The record is from RefSeq and is a predicted model, not a curated record. Bases 1 to 444 code for a protein of 147 amino acids.
AUGCCUUCCACCUCCAAAAUGAUGCUCACCCUCGCCCUCCUCACGGUCGCCUACGCUCUCCCUACACCCCAACUCGCAGGCGAAGGUGCAGCUGCCAAUUCCCUCCUCUCAUCCACCGACAACGGUCUUGACACUAUCGACGGGCAGUCCACCAGCGGCGCGGCAGACCUCGGCGCUCAGGUUGGUAACGCUGAAGCGAGCACGUUGGAGGCUGUCGGCAGUGCGAUUCCCAAGCGCCAGCUUGAUAAGAUCAGCAAUGGUGCGCAGACGCUGAGCAAUGCCGCUGGGACGGGGGCUGCCACGUCGACUAUCACGACAGGAUUGGAUUCCAUCGAUGGCAUCUUGACUAGUGGGGCGGCGAACACAGGUGCGGAUCUUGGAAAUACUGAGGCGGGUACACUUGAGGCUGCAGGCAGCUCCGUGCCUACUUCUCUUCGGAUUUGAUGGCCAUCUAAUGAUUUGAGGUGUGGGAAUGUGGACAAUGUGAGAUUCGCUUCUUGUAUCUUAGUUCUUGUUUUUGGGAUUUUGUGGACGGUUUUGACUUGGUUGACUUCAGCGUUGAGCUUGGUAUCUUUUGCAUGGAUGGUAUUUAUUAGGAGGGAUUUUAAAUUUCAGCUAGGUGGAAAAGCUAUGAUUGGUGG